AUGAAUAAGGACACGAAUUCCAAUGGCAGCGACGACGCAUUCGUUGCCGCCUGGCGUCCGCCUUUGGAAAAUGAGUCCUCGACAUUCCGCCUCCAGACGACACUGCCCAAGCUACCGAUCCCCAAGCUGGAGGAGACGUGCCAGCGCUUCUUGGCGUCCGUCGAGGCGCUACAAACGCCCGAGGAGCAGCAGCUAACGGAGCGCAGCGUUCAGGAGUUUUUGGCUCACGACGGACCACGUCUACACCAGCAGCUUUUGAGCUAUGAGAAGGAUAAAGUAUCCUUCAUUGAAGACUUUUGGUACGAGGCCUACUUGAACCAUCGCAGCUCUGUCGUACUCAACGUAAAUCCCUUCUUCGUACUGGAGGACGACCCCACACCCUCACGAAACAACCAACUCUCACGGGUCACAUCUCUUGUCUUAGGCGCUCUCAAGUUCAUUAAUGCACUACGGAGAGGCACCCUCGAGCCAGACAUGUGGCGAGGCAACAUAGCACUCUGCAUGCACCAGUACAAGCGCCUCUUUGGCUGCGCACGCGUGCCAUCGGCUGGUGUAGACAGCGUCAUGGUAGACAAGCUGUCCAAGCAUAUUGUGAUAGUCUGUCGCAACCAAUUUUACUGGUUUGACGUCAUGUGGGAGGACGGUGUCACAGCCAUCACGGAGAGAGAGCUGCUAGCCAAUUUGCAGGUCAUCCACGAAGACGCACUGAAGAUCGAUGAUGUGGAGGCGGCGUCUAACGCUGUGGGCGUACUCACUACGGAGCGUCGUGCCAAGUGGGCCAGCCUGCGAGCAAAGCUGCAAAUCAAGAACAAGGACACGCUGGCCGUCAUCGACCGCGCGCUGUUUCUCGUGUGUCUAGACACCACGUCACCUCCGGAUGCCGCAGCCUUUGCUGCUACGGCACUACACGGCACCUACAGCAUUACCAAGGAAGGCGUACAGACUGGUACGUGUAUGAACCGCUGGUACGACAAGCUUCAAAUUAUUGUGUGCGAGAACGGCGUGGCCGGGUGCAACUUUGAGCACGCGUUCGUAGACGGUCACACGGUGCUCCGCUUCGUCUCGGACAUGUUCACAGACACGAUCAUCCGCUUCGCACAGACUAUCCGUGCUGGCAGCUACGCUUUCUUGGAAGCGUCAUAUCGCGCGCCGCAGCUGAGCCCAGCCGACGCACCUGAUCGCCCGCGCGUGAAGCCGCAUAAGCUGGAGUGGGACCUAGACCGCGAGCUGCAGAAGGGGAUCAAGUUUGCCGAGGCGCAGCUAACGGAUCUGAUUCUGCAAAACGAAGUCAAGGUACUCGAGUUCACGGCGUUCGGCAAGCUUUUCAUCACCCAGCACAAGAUGAGCCCGGAUGCCUUCGUGCAGAUGGCCUUUGUAGCUGCCUAUUACUUCCAGUAUGGCAGUGCACCGUGCAUCUACGAGCCUGUGCUUACCAAGCGCUUUCUGCACGGUCGCACAGAGGCUGCACGAGCCAUGACAGUCGACGCGCUCGAGUUCGUUAAAACCUUCUUCUCAGACAAGACGCCGCUCGAAAAGAUUGGGUCUUUGCGCAAGGCAAUUUCCUCACACGUCAGCAACGUGCGGGACUGUGCAGUUGGCAAGGGUCCCGAGCGCCACCUCUACGCUCUCGAGUGCCUGUGGCAACACGGGAAGGCCGCGGACAGCAGCAAGGUCAUGCCGGCACUCUUCGCGGAUGACGCAUGGCACAAGCUGAACCACUCGGUAUUGUCAACGAGCAACUGCGGCAACCCAAGCCUGCGUUUGUUCGGUUUCGGUCCUGUAGUGCCCGACGGAUUUGGCAUCGGCUACAUUAUCAAGGACGAGGGUAUCCAGUUUUGUGCGUCGUCGCGGCACCGCCAGACUGAGCGCUAUCUCAAGAACCUCGAGUCGUACUUACUGCGUGUGCAGGACCUGUUGAUGCACGAAGAGGAGAUCCGCUUCCCACACAGCACGGCUGCCAAGAAGGAGACGGUGCGGACGUUAUUCAAGGGCUACGGGUUCUUCGAUGACGGUGGUCAGCCCACAGAAGCCAAAGUGCUGGCGUCCAUCGCCGCAGUCGGAAAACCGCUAAUGUAG
Peronospora farinosa is the source of this 2076-nucleotide messenger RNA. NCBI's taxonomy places the organism in Eukaryota, Oomycota, Peronosporomycetes, Peronosporales, Peronosporaceae. The record is from the annotation of a GenBank genome assembly.